Molecule: messenger RNA, 130 nt
Organism: Dentiscutata erythropus
Lineage: Eukaryota; Fungi; Glomeromycota; Glomeromycetes; Diversisporales; Gigasporaceae
Source: the annotation of a GenBank genome assembly
AUGCUAUUGACAUCUUUAGAUAAAUAUAAGCUUUUUGCUUAUUCUUCAUGGAAUCUUGCUACUGAUUUUGAUAAUUUUGAGUUUGUUUCAGAGAUGUCUUGUUCUGAAUUUGCUUCAGAUACAUUUCAGA